AUGUCAUCUCAGUCUGCAUCGCAAAGAGAGCCUAUCAGCGCAUCGGAGAUCUUCCCAAGCGUGGAACCGCAAGUUCUUGAAGUACCUCAAGGAGUACCAAAAUUAACAUACCAGAGCCUCAGAAACCCCACCAGCUUCCGCCUACUUCAGAUCCUAUCAGAUGGUGGCCCCGGUAUUCUUCGCUGCAGGAUGUUUGAUGUCGAUCUCGCUGCGCAAGAGACCCCUCCAUACAUCGCAUUAUCCUAUACAUGGCACGACGAGUCUUUGCCCAAGACCUUCCGGCCUGUACUGAUCAACGACAAGUACCUGAACGUCAGCCUGAAUCUCUGGAACUUCCUCCAGAAUUACCGCGAAACAGCCGGCGAGCGCAUCAUCUGGAUUGAUCAGAUAUGCAUCAACCAAGACGAUACGGGCGAGUGCGUUCAGCAGAUAGGGCAGAUGUGUGAGAUCUACCAGCGUGCUUCUAUGGAUAUAUUUUGGAUCGGCGAGCCGGGAGAGAAUGCAGAGGCAGUAUUGGAUCUUCUUUCAUCUUUGUAUCGCCUAGAGACGUAUCUCCUUGAGUCUGAAGGUUCUCGGCCUGGAAUGAGCGCUUUGCUUAACCCUAUCUUCAUGAGGACUAUCGGCCUACCAGAGCACGAUAACCCAGUAUGGGGCUCUCUCAUGCAGUUCAUCUCACGAACCGCGUUUCAACGAGCCUGGAUCAUCCAGGAAGUCGCAGUCUCACGCAAGACAUCUAUAUUCUGCGGACUGUUGAUGCUACCGUUUGACGUUGUCGGGAGGGCCGCGACUUUCCUCGUUGAGAGCUCAUGGAUCAAAGUCUUCCACGAUAUUUACAGCGUCUCUGGGGCAGCGGGCUUCAUCACGGGUAUGAUGAACUGUCGUUUGCGACAUCAGGAGGGAGAGCAUCAGAGCUUAGAUCUUUUGCUAGCAUCGACACGGCGCUUCAAAGCUACGAAGCCAGUGGACAAGAUAUUCGCGCUGACAAAUCUAGCUGAGAGCGGGAGAAAAGAAGCGCUGCCACCGGCUCUUAGACCAGAUUACCGAAAGUCUGUUGUCGAGGUCUUUCGAGAUGUCACUCUUCAUCUCAUCCGCCAAGGUUCACUGGACAUCCUUUCUGGUGUCGAAGAUGUGAAGUUUCGGCAAAUUCAACAGCUUCCGAGUUGGGUUCCAGACUACAGCGUGCAUCAGGUUGCCUCUAUCCUCUGUAUGCCACCGCGACCUGGAUGGUUUACCUUGUAUGCCGCUGCAGUAGGACGAGACGUCAGUGUUCAGCAUUCACCUUCUAACCCAAAUAUCCUGACGCUGUCGGCGUAUAGAGUUGACGCGAUAUCUAAGAUAGGUCCUGCAGCAGAGGAGUCGAUCUACAACACCUUGGAGAAGUGGGCGAGUAUGGUUGAUUUCAGUGCACCGUACCCAAUCACCAAUGGAAAGUCCUUUCCCAUGAUUGACGCCUUUUGGCGCACGCUCGUCGGGAAUAUCGGCUUUGGAGCAAGCUCUUACCCAGUCAGUCAAGAUUGGCGCUAUAAAUUUGCCGCAUUUGCUUUGCAGGCACGGUGGGAACUCCAGCAACAUCUUUCUAUUUCGUCCGAUACUCAGCGGGUAGCCGUGGAGAGGCCUAGUUUGACACCUGGCAUUGACUCAAUUCUUGACAUAUUGAAGGAUGACCAUCAGAUGGACCAUCAAAUGGAGGAGGCUCUCGAUGAAGAUGGUGAUCUCUAUCGAAGUACUAUGCACCAUAUCUCUUGGUAUAGAAGACUUUUCCUUACAGACGGUGGGUACUUGGGUCUCGCACAUCCGUCUUGUCAACCAGGGGACGAACUGGUUCUUCUGUCUGGCGGGCGCGUACCGUUCGUGGUCAGGAGAGGGAGCAUGGAAAUACCAGAGUGUUACUCGAUCGUUGGAGAGGCUUAUGUGCAUGGAAUCAUGGAUGGGGAACUGUUAGGCGCUGCGGAUGCCAAGUGGGAAGACUUACACCUUAGAUAG
Fusarium subglutinans is the source of this 1983-nucleotide messenger RNA. RefSeq names its product het-6-heterokaryon incompatibility. Bases 1 to 1983 code for a protein of 660 amino acids. The transcript has a single exon. The record is from RefSeq and is a predicted model, not a curated record. NCBI's taxonomy places the organism in Eukaryota, Fungi, Ascomycota, Sordariomycetes, Hypocreales, Nectriaceae.